ACCUAUAAAAAUGUUGAACAAAAAACAAUUGAAGCCAUCUAUAAGUUUCCACUUCACGAAGCCGCAGCAGUUUGUGGUUUUGAAGCUGAAAUUGACGGAAAGAAAAAAGUUAAAGGAAUAGUCAAAGAAGCAAAGCAAGCUGCAAAGGAGUAUAACGAAGCUAUUCAGCAAGGUCAUGGCGCUUAUCUACUUGAAGAAGAACUCCAAGAUAUUUUCCAAUGCUCUAUUGGUAAUAUUACAGCCGGUCAAACUGUUGUUAUCAAAAUUACAUAUGUAACCGAACUAAAACAUGAUGCUGAAUCUGAAAGUGUUCGGUUUGUUUUCCCUACUGCUAUCGCGCCACGAUAUGGCUCAUCCGAUUCUUCUUCUUCAAAUGAUGGGAAAAAGCUUGUUCCUGAUGUGGUGUCUUAUACUUAUAAGACUGAUUACUAUUUAAAGCUUGCUAUUACAUGUAGAAUGACAUCUGUUAUUCAAAGUAUCGAAUCACCAUCUCAUCAUAUUUCGGUAGAAUUAAAUAUUGAUGGUAAUCCAAAUGUUUCAAAGAUUACUCUAGCCGAGCAAAUUACUUUUUUAGAAAAAGAUUUUAUACUUGUUGUUAAAAGUCUGGGUCUCGAUCAGCCAAGGGCCUUUGUUGAAUAUAACCCUAAGACGGAAACUAAUUGUGUUAUGCUAACUUUGGUACCAAAGUUUGCCAUUAAUGAA
Messenger RNA from Dentiscutata erythropus, 702 nucleotides. The record is from the annotation of a GenBank genome assembly. NCBI's taxonomy places the organism in Eukaryota, Fungi, Glomeromycota, Glomeromycetes, Diversisporales, Gigasporaceae.